This is a messenger RNA of Seriola dumerili (greater amberjack), 1161 nucleotides long. RefSeq names its product D(4) dopamine receptor-like (gene drd4b). The transcript is spliced from 4 exons. Gene Ontology annotation, biological process: adenylate cyclase-activating adrenergic receptor signaling pathway; adenylate cyclase-inhibiting dopamine receptor signaling pathway. The coding region runs from base 1 to 1161 and encodes 386 amino acids. Gene Ontology annotation, cellular component: plasma membrane. Lineage: Eukaryota; Metazoa; Chordata; Actinopteri; Carangiformes; Carangidae. Gene Ontology annotation, molecular function: G protein-coupled receptor activity; dopamine neurotransmitter receptor activity, coupled via Gi/Go. The record is from RefSeq and is a predicted model, not a curated record.
AUGUCGGACAACUCCACUGACUUGAACAACGACACGCUGCCGGCGACUGCGGUCACACAGUAUAAUUUCCCUGCGCUCGUGUUCGGGAUUUUGCUGAUUGUGAUCAUCACCGGGGGGAACGUGCUCGUGUGCCUCAGCGUGUACUUGGAGAAGGCUUUGAAGACGACGACAAACUACUUCAUAGUCAGUUUGGCGUUUGCGGACCUGCUGCUGGCGGUGCUGGUUCUGCCGCUCUUCGUUUACGCAGAGUUUCAGGGUGGAGUUUGGUCUUUGAACAUGCUGAUGUGUGACGGCCUGAUGACCAUGGAUGUGAUGUUGUGUACCGCAUCCAUAUUCAACCUCUGUGCCAUCAGUGUGGACAGGUUUAUCGCAGUGUCCAUACCUCUGAAUUAUAACCGUAAGCAUGUGGACCAUCGUCAGCUCAUCCUGCUGUCGGCCACCUGGCUGCUGGCCCUGGCCGUGGCCUCACCUGUCAUCUUUGGCAUCAACAACGUGCCUAACCGUGACCCCACCGAGUGCAAACUGGAGGACAACAACUAUGUCGUUUAUUCGUCCGUUUGCUCCUUCUUCAUCCCCUGCCCCAUCAUGGUCCUGCUCUACUUCGGUGUUUUCCGCGGGCUGCAGCGCUGGGAGGAGACCCGGAAAGCCAAACUACGCAGCAGCAUCGAGGCCUGCAGGAAGCUGCAGCACGCCGCCGUCGCCACCGCCCUCCCCCCGCUGGCGGGCACCAUCCCGGGCCCUCUGCCCAUGCCUCUGCCCAGGAUCAUCGAGAGGGACUUGGCCCAGUCUCGGCUGGACGACACGGACGACUACAUGCAGCAGGAGAUUCCUUAUCCCCGGCAGUACAGAGAGAACUCUGUGCCCACAGUGACGUUCAACCAACAACUGCAGAAGAAGAAGAGAGCCAAGAUCAACAGCAGGGAGCGGAAAGCUAUGCGGGUGCUACCUGUCGUAGUAGGCUGCUUCCUGUUCUGCUGGACGCCGUUCUUCGUCGUCCACACGACGCGAGCCGUGUGUUUAACGUGCGACAUCCCUCCCGGUCUGAUGAGCACCGUCACCUGGCUGGGCUACGUCAACAGCGCUCUCAACCCCAUCAUCUACACCAUCUUCAACACCGAGUUCAAGAAGUUCUUCAAGAAGUGUUUCCGCAGCUGCUGCUGA